UCUAAGCUUGAAUCAUUUGUGUGCGCUGGUCACAUGCAAUAGAAUUAUUAUAUCUUAUUGGCUUUUAUUUAGAUUUCCUUUAUUUGUGGUUUUAAAUGCAUAUGUAUCAAGAGGAAACAAUCUUCUUUAUAAAAUAAGAGGAGAAUGUAUGAAAAAAAAGAAUAAUUUGAACUCGAAAUAUGAUGUCAAGAAUAUGACGUUUCACAUUCGAGUUAAAAAAAACAGCUCGAAACAUUUGCCGUCAUGACAGUUCAGCAGAAUUUGUAACACGAAUAAUGAGCAGCUCGAAAUAAGGUUCCAAUUGUGCGUUGACACGAGUUUCAAACCGAAGCAGACUGACUAGUUUUACCGAGAAGAACUCCACGUUCAACGCGCUAGUAUUGAUUGCACGCACUUAUUAGAACCAUGUCGGAGGAACAGGAUACAAACACGGAGAAGGCGACGUUAUCCAGCAUCGCUGGACAUGGGGAAAGUUCGGGCUGUAAUGAGAACAACCCUGUGAAUGUGCCGGCUGACCACUUGGAAAACGACGUUUUAGCUGCUGUGCAGCAUGUGGAAAACGAGCUGGAAGUUGAAACGGAACAAGAGAUAGUGACACAAGCUGCUGAUCAACAACAGGAGCACGAUAAUGGUCAACUGGAUGAGGAUCUCGAAAGUGUUUCCAUGGAGGUGGAUCAACCGGCUACGUAUGAAAUGCAUAAUCAUCCGGCGGUCGUCUUUCCUAUAGCAGCAGAAUUUCUGCAACCUGUCGCAACGGUGGUAUCUGCUCAAAACUUUUUUUAUUUGGGAGAUGAGGAUAUUGAACAUGCGGUUGAAAAUGGCGAUGUACUGUUGGAUGUUGGAGUAUAUCCUGCUCAGGUUAACCCCAUGGGGAUUGAUAAUAGAAUGUUCAAUUUCAACGGUAACGAAAUAUUUUUCAUAUAUCGUAGAACGCGCACAAAUUGCAUUUGCGUAUUCCAAAUUGGGCAUACGGAUGAAGGUUUUCUCGUCUACAGAUAUGUUCACGCAGUUUUCCGAAAUCCGAACAUUUAAAUAUUUUUCCUGGUUUUGGUUUUGUUUGUACAUCAAAUUGUACAAAACAUUUACAACUGUUACACGAACUACCUAUCUACUAUGAAAUUGUACAAAGCAUUUAUAAAUGUUACACGAACUACCUAUCUACUAUCAAACUGUAAAAAACAUUCAUAAAUGUUACAUGAUGUAUUAUUGAAAGUUGGAACUUAGUUGAUUGUUCUGAAUAAAGCGAAAUACAUUCUCUUCGGAAUGGCAAUCUGAAUACAUUCGUGUGUUUCACUUGAAGGAUAAAGCUUGUAGACACAAUUUCAAUAGGGUAGGCAGUUCUUUCGGAUCUUCCGGUACAAAUGAGCAUGGGUUUUCUUCAUGCACCAAACUAACAUUAAACAUUAUAGACAGUGCUGGAUUAGGUGGCCACCUAGGGACACGCCGUUUAGAACCAGAAGACCUGUCUUUCAAGAAAUCAUCAACCUAUGCAUAAUUUUUUUUUUUUGCUCGGUUAGUAGCGGCCUGGCCUUAUCAAGAUUUAUUUUACCACGUAGCAGGACAGUCCGUCCGUGUUACGGGGGCAAGGUCCGGAUGGGAUUAGAACCCGUCCUGCCGUGUGGACGGGCGCCGUUUAUCACAUGCACCACCGGGCCGCCCCAACCUAUGCAUAAUAAUUGAUGUAGAAUUAGUACAUUGAGCGAGCGACGCAGCUUUUGAACGCAGCGCUUUUGUUUUCCUUCAUUUGAGCGCGGUACGAAUAAUCGAGAUUGACGUUGUGACAGCAAAGCGCGAAACGUCAAAUUGACCGGUCCAUCUUCGACGAAACAAAACAAAGGUAAAUUGUUGAUUCACGGAAUACGUUGAAUGUUCUAUUGUUCAUGUGGAAAGAGGUUAGAGUGAAGCGCAUUAUACGAAUAUUAAUAUUGAGGCAGUAGCAUUCGAUGCAAAAUGUCACUUGAAACUCUAUAUUCUCUUAUGGACCGAAUGAAGGAGCUGGAAACGAUGAUCGAACAGCACGGAAUGGUGUUGAAAGCGAACAACGUUGGGUUGUCCGAACCGGUGACGGACGGCGAAUCAUACCCCCGGAGCGAUAUCGAUGUUUAUGCCGUACGGCAAGCACGCAAUUCAAUUAUUUACCUUCAGAAUGAUCGAAAAAAGAUUAUGGCUGAGAUUGAA
This is a messenger RNA of Anopheles funestus (African malaria mosquito), 2178 nucleotides long. RefSeq names its product 26S proteasome non-ATPase regulatory subunit 9. Gene Ontology annotation, molecular function: protein binding. The transcript has 6 exons. The coding region runs from base 406 to 1032 and encodes 208 amino acids. Gene Ontology annotation, biological process: proteasome regulatory particle assembly. Gene Ontology annotation, cellular component: cytoplasm; nucleus. The record is from RefSeq and is a predicted model, not a curated record. NCBI's taxonomy places the organism in Eukaryota, Metazoa, Arthropoda, Insecta, Diptera, Culicidae.